AUUACCGCUACUUUACCGCUUCUCCUCGGCGACGGUAUCUCCUCAGAGAGACUAGCGACGUAUUUUUUUAUUGUUUUUUUCCUCCCUUCACUGUGGAACUACGAAGGAAACAAUAAGAUCCGCCGCCGGCUGCAGCCUGUGCGUCAGCCGGGUGUACUCACCUGCUCGGUGGAUCGCCACAAGCCAGCGGACUGUUUGAGAAACGGCCUGGAGAAAGUUAAUGAGAAGAUUCGAUCAGCUGGCACACACCCCCCACCCACCCACCUUCCUCCACUCCAUCCCCUCCAUCCCAACCGUCCUCCAGUGUCAGCGUUGGCUUCUUCACAUAGCGGGACAGCGGAAGUUCGUUGAAGACGAGACGUCCGUAGAGGGCGAACCUCAAAGGGGCUUUUAACCUCUGACAGCCCAUCGACCGUCCCAGCUUCAGGAACCCCGCCUCCCCGCUCCCCCCUGCUGAGCUCACUUCCUGGGAGAAGCAGGAGGAGCCGCCGAUUGGUGGAUUGUCGGACGUGACGAAAACCUGUCUGUGGGUUGGGUGGAUCUGCCGCGGGCCAUGUGUUUCUGGUGAGGCCUCAUCUUGUGCCAAAAUGAGGCUGAUGCCCGGCUCGCCUCGACCCGUCCCACCAGCCGUCCUGGCUCUCACCUUAGUCGCCUUCUUACCUCAGCUGUCCUCAGGAGCCACGCCGUUCCCCCAAGACCUGGAACCGAUCAGCAUCGUGGGCAGAGAAUCCUCCUACCUCUACCCCAGCUUCCAGGGGCUCAUGUCAGACAAUGACACUGUCCGCCUGGGUCUGGACUUCCAGAGGAUGCUGAGGAUCAACCACAUGCUCUACAUCGCCGCCCGAGACCAUGUGUUUGCCAUCAAUCUUGCCACCUCAUCUGAGCAGAUAAUCCCACAGCAGAAGCUGACUUGGAAGACGAAGGAUGUGGAGAAGUGCACCGUGAGAGGGAAAAACAGCGACGAAUGUUACAACUACAUCAAAGUGCUAGUGCCGCGCAACGACGAGACGCUGUUCGCCUGCGGCACCAACGCCUUCAACCCCACCUGCCGCAACUACAAGAUGUCCACACUGGAGCAGGAAGGGGAGGAGGUGGUGGGUCAGGCCCGGUGUCCCUUCGAGUCCCGUCAGUCCAACGUCGGCCUUUUUGCAGGUGGUGAUUUCUACUCUGCCACCAUGACCGACUUCUUGGCGAGCGAUGCGGUUAUUUACAGGAGUCUGGGAGAAAGUAGCCCCGUGCUACGUACAGUCAAGUACGACUCCAAAUGGCUGCGAGAGCCCCAUUUCCUCCACGCCAUUGAGUACGGGAACUACGUGUACUUUUUCUUCAGCGAGAUCGCGGUGGAGUACACCACUCUUGGCAAGGUGGUUUUCUCCAGAGUCGCACGUGUCUGUAAGAAUGACAACGGAGGCUCCCCGAGGGUGCUGGAGCGCUACUGGACGUCGUUCCUCAAAGCCCGGCUGAACUGCUCCGUGCCCGGCGAUUCCUUCUUCUACUUCGACGUCCUGCAGUCGCUGACCAACGUGCUGCAGAUCAACCACCGGCCGGCGGUGCUCGGAGUCUUCACCACGCAGGCGAACAGCAUCACCGGCUCGGCGGUCUGCGCUUUCUACAUGGACGACAUAGAGAAGGCCUUCAGUGGCAAAUUCAAAGAGCAGAGGAACAGCGAGUCGGCUUGGACGCCCGUUCCAGAGGAGCAAGUCCCCAAACCGAGGCCGGGCUGCUGCGCCGGCGAGGGCCCGGCGGCCGCGUACAAGUCCUCCACCACCUUCCCCGACGACACCCUGACUUUCAUCAAGUCGUACCCGCUGAUGGACGAAUCCGUGCCCUCGGUCAACGACAGACCCUACUUCACCCGCACCACCAGCAGGUUUAAGUUGACCCAGAUCGCGGUGGACACGUCAGCGGGGCCGUACAAGAACUACACCGUGGUGUUCCUGGGCUCAGACAACGGUCAUGUGCUGAAGAUCCUGGCCAGCACCGAGGGAGCCAACGCGUCCUUCAACACCCAGCUCCUGGAGGACAUCGACGUCUACAACCCCAACAAAUGCAACGUGCGAGGGGAGGACCGGAGGGUGCUGGGUCUGGAGUUGGACCGGGAUCAUCACUCGCUGUUCGUGGCGUUCUCCAGCUGCGUGAUCCGCGUGCCGCUCAGCCGCUGCUCCGAGUACAGCAACUGCAAGAAGAGCUGUUUGUCUUCGCGGGACCCUUACUGCAUUUGGCUCAAGUCGAGCAGCUGUGCCACGGUCUCGCCUGGUUUCAAAGGCGGGUUUGAACAGGACGUGGAGAACGGCUACCAUCAGCAUCCCGAUACCUGCCACGAUGUCUUGGCGACCACUCGCAAGCAAAACACGGCGAUAGAUUCAGCGUAUGGGAAGACCACACCCACAAGCGCCAGCACAACCUAUCAUGGGGCGGAAUUCCCAAAGGAGGCAGGUGACCCUGAAAGAGGUACAGGUCCUGAUCGCCCUCCCCCUGUGGGGGAACAAGGGUCACCUGACUCGGAGCCAAUCAGUGUGGAGAUGGAGGGUGUGAGGCGACCUCCGGAGCUGGAGAAGACCAACCACAGUGUGCACUACACUCUUCUGAUCGCUUGUGUUUUGGUGGCCUUUGUCCUCGGCGCCUUCCUCUCUGGCUUCUUGGUCUCGUGUUACUGUAACCACACGGGCCACAAGACCAAGAAGCUGUCGAAAGACCCCGAAGCUCCGAUCCCACACGCCCUGUCGCUCCGCAGUUUGGCAAAGCUCAACGGCCUCCUGGACAGCCAAAGUAAGGACGACAAGCUGGAGGUGUCAUCUCCAAAGAUCUACAACUCUUUCUUUGCCAACAGCAAGGAGCAUCACCCACCAAGGAGAAAUGGCCACCACGGAAUGACGAUGGGAGACCUGGUCCAUCCCCACCAUCACCAUCUCCACCACUCCUCAGAGCUGUCUGGUCUGCCGACACCAGACUCAACUCCAGAACUACCCAUAAAGAGCAUGAAAGCUUUCAAGAACCAAUGGGAAAAGAACCAGAACUGCAACAAUGCCAAGGAACCAAAGUCCCAUAACAUUGGCUCCAGGCCCAGUUCAGCCCUGCUUCACCAGCAGGUCUUCCCCUACUCCCAUGGUCUGUCCAAUGGGCAGCCAGUAGUCGGUCACCUCCAUCCAGAUGAGCGUAAAAUCCACAACGUUGAACGUGUGUUGUCUCAGCAGCCUUACCCUGGUUACUCCCAGAAGGUGAUGGAGGUAACCUCACUGGAUGAGCUUCUAAAGCACAUCCACGAGGCAAGCAGCAGCAAGAACUCCCAGCUAAUGAGCCCGUCGGGUCUGAUGGCCAGCGGAGGUGGAGGUCAGCUAGCCUUUGCCAACCGCAUCCAACCUCAGAUUCCUGAGACAGAAUCAGCCCCCUACUACAGCUCGUCUACUUUGCCCCGGGACAGCCUCACGCGACGCAUGGAUGUCCCACCAGACAUCCCCUCGCACCACCAGUCCACACUGGAGAGGAGGCACUCCUCCCAGAGGCACUCACUGAUUGCUGCAGCCGCCAAAAUGCCCAACGGAGGCGGAGUUGGAGGAGGCGGGGGAGGAAUGAUCCCUCGCCAGCACAGCUUCAGCCAACGAAACGGCGGGCCCCACCAGCAGCCUCCCCUUUUGGCAAGGAUGAACUCGACGGGCAGCGCCUGUGAGGUUCACUAUCCCCUCAUCCCCAAUGGCUACCUGGCACGGCAGCACAGCUAUAACGGAGAGCAGCAGGAGGUCCCACACAGGGGUGCCAUCGUUCGCCGGGCCUCCUCUCUUAAACCCGAUGUCCCUCCCAAGCCCCUGUUCAUACCUGCCACGUCCCCAGUCAACGAACAGGGAAAGUUCAACUACUGAGGGGGUAAACUCCUGGACUAGAGAGGGAGUCUCCCUCAUUGUGUUGUCUUUAAGGAACUUCCCUUGAAGAAGUGCUGUGGGUUUGAGGUUGCAGACCUUCACCAGAAAACACAACCAGGGGGGUGGCAGCCAGUGUCACUGUGGACAAAAGCCUCAACCAAACGUGUUUUUUCCGCUUCUUUUUGUCCAACGAAUAUCUUUGUACCAUAUUGGUAUUGCUCAGCUACUUGCUUAUAAUAGAACCGCUUACUCGGGUGACGUGACGCCACCUCCUUAUAUUAGGCUGCCAAUGUCCUCAAUGUGGAUUUACAAUGCAACUCAGUUUUUGGACAUGUCGAUGUUGGAAAAACUUAACACAUCAGUCAUCUCGAAGAGGAGGCUCGUGCGAUGCUUAGAUUCAUGCUUUUGCUUAACCUUUUCUGAUGUAGUGUUGGUAUCCAGUCCCCACCCGCCCCACCCUCGAAUGUGUUUAUAUUAUGCAUGUGUGUGUAUAUAUAUGUGUGUUUAUAUCCACACCGUAUAUGUAUACAUAUACAUAUGCAGUAUGUGUAACCUGUGGUGAAAAGUCAGCAAAUUCCCCUGAAAGUAGUUAUGUCUUUGCCUUACUAUACUCUUUCAUCUUUGGGCAUAUCAAACGAUCCCCCCCCAUCCCCUAACAGAUGUAUUAGGGACACCAAAUCAUGCACUUCAUCAACACAGUGUGUCAGUUGGCUAAAGACGCUGAACCAAAUUCGUUGUGUUGACAAGACAAAGGAAAUACUUCAACAAAGCAGCUAUACUCGCCUUUUCUCGUUCUUUUUUUUUUUGUUUGUUUUUUGUUUUUGUUUUGUUUUUUUCCCCUCUCCCUGUCUCAGCCGAUGUCAAGUCAGACGUGACAAAUUCGGGUCCGUUUCAGUUCCUCAAGAAUGUUUCCAUACGAUUGGUGCUCCACAAAUCCAGUGGGUCUAACAUCCUCCGAAAUGGAAAUAAACAAUAUUGUAUGCUCUGAAAUGUUUCGGACCCAGAGAGGAGGAGACAAACAUGCCAUGCCAUCUGGAGUUAAGAGAACGAACAUAAAAAAAAAACAUAGAACGGACUGCAGUUAUUCUAAUUAUUAACUUUGUGGCUAUUGGUUGUAAAUAAAGGAAUAAUUACUAGCCAAAUUUUAACUGUAUGUGUAAAUGUGUGCCUUAUUUAAUAAUAGUGUGUGACAUGGGGGGUCGGGGUCAAUGCAAGGGGCUCGGAUGGCAUCUAUGCUACAGUAUAUCGUAGGUGUUUAAUUUUCUAUGGUCGUCAGUAUGUGUCAUACAGUAUCUAUUGUAUAUCUGAAAGGUUUCAUUCCAAAAUGAGAUAUUCGUCACCUGACAAACCGGGAGUAUGAUUGUAACACUCACUAAUGAAUCUCAUAUCAUGAUAUAUAUUGAGCAUAUGAUUUUUUUUUUUUAUAAAGUAAUAUUUUAAAAAGAAAUAUCUACUUUUAUGUUUAAAAAUUUAAAAAACAAAAACAGCAGAUAUAUAAUUUUUUUUUUCCCGCAAGAUCAAUACAGUGUUUUGGAAUGAAACCCUUCGUUCUUUUCUUUUCAUCCCAAAAGUGUGAGCCUGCAGGGUUUUUUUGGGCGGGACGAAGCAAGUACACAGCCUGAGACUGCAGACAUUCAGGUUCGACUGUCUCUGUAUUAUGUCACUUUCCACUGGGUGUCACUUUUCCUGUAGGUGCCAUGGUUUUGCUUUCUGGUUUGUUUUUCUUGUAGCAUUUUCAUGUUCUUGGGUUUCUAACAGAGCAGAUCACAGUUCCUCUUGACCUACAGACCCGUAGCCAUUCUAGAAGUCGCACUAAAUGAGAGAUAAAUGGCAGGAAAUAUUUUCUUAGUUCUUCUCUACUAUUUCUGUUUUGUAUAAAUAUGAGAAAACAGGUGGCCGCAUAGAGCUGGACUUCUACGAUGGUUACCGCUGUAAGAGUUCGACCCACCGGCUGUCGCCAGGCUUCAAAAGAAGAAACGCAGAUAAGUGCAAUGAACUGUGAUCCGACAGGCUGAGAUUGUCUCUUGGAUUGAUAGCUGGGAAGCGAUCAUGAAACCGGUUCACAGGUGGCCGCGGUGCCGAGAUCUCCCGCCUCGGAAACAUCGCCACCGCCCCCCCAACCAAACCCGCCACUGUUGCACUUUUCAGGGGGAUUCACUUUGGCCACGGUUGACUGGAACCGUGAUCAAUCGGGUGAAAGCAGCACUACGCUAUUUACUGUAUCUGAAAGUGGUGUUUAUUGAUUGAAAUUUCCCAGAGCUCAUUUGACCCAGUGUAAAGUUUACCAUUCAUACGACAUCAGCUCCAGUAAAUGAAGGAAAAUAUGACCGAACACGUUUGUUGUAAGGAGAAAAGAACAAAAAGAAAAAAAAAAACAGUUGAUUUGGGUAUUAACAGGCAGCAGAGCAUUAAAUAGCCUUUCAAACAGCAAAUAUAAAACAUCCAACUUGAUUUAAUGUUGGGGCGGAAAUGUUUCGUAAGAGGAAUUGUGGCAGCUACAGUGUUUGAGUGGAAGUGUUUCUCUCUCUCGCUCUCUCUCUUUUCUUUUUUUAAUCUGCCGGUCACAGAUUGUAUGGAAGAGGGGUCGGUCUCGCCUCGAGAAGCUCUAUCAGUAUUUGAUUUGGUGUAAAUACAUUCUAUCUGGGCGGGGUCUCAUUGAUUCAGUAUUAUGUUUUUCUCUGUUUUGAUUUCCAGGCCUCUUGACUUACUAUGAAUUUGGUCUCACAGAAUACCAUUGUAUGUCUCUUAUACUAAGAAUAAAAUGAAAACAUGA
This is a messenger RNA of Stegastes partitus (bicolor damselfish), 6630 nucleotides long. It is a transcript of the gene sema6cb, whose product is annotated as semaphorin 6Cb. NCBI's taxonomy places the organism in Eukaryota, Metazoa, Chordata, Actinopteri, Pomacentridae. Gene Ontology annotation, molecular function: semaphorin receptor binding; chemorepellent activity. Gene Ontology annotation, biological process: axon guidance; positive regulation of cell migration; semaphorin-plexin signaling pathway. Gene Ontology annotation, cellular component: plasma membrane. The transcript is spliced from 22 exons. Bases 588 to 3857 code for a protein of 1089 amino acids. The record is from RefSeq and is a predicted model, not a curated record.